Molecule: messenger RNA, 1629 nt
Organism: Galeopterus variegatus (Sunda flying lemur)
Lineage: Eukaryota; Metazoa; Chordata; Mammalia; Dermoptera; Cynocephalidae
Product: tyrosine-protein phosphatase non-receptor type 11-like
Exons: 12
Coding region: 1-1629 (542 amino acids)
Biological process (GO): protein dephosphorylation
Molecular function (GO): protein tyrosine phosphatase activity
Source: RefSeq, a predicted model, not a curated record
AUGACCUCGCGCAGGUGGUUUCACCCCAAUAUCAGUGGGGUGGAGGCAGAGAAGCUGCUCCUUUCCAGAGGCCAGCACGGGAGCUUCCUGGCCAGACCCAGCAAGAGCAGCCCGGGGGGCUUCACGCUGUCUGUCAGGCGCCAUGAGGAGGUGACCCACAUCAAGAUCCAGAACACGGGCGACUACUACGACCUCUAUGGAGGGGAGAAGUUUGCAACACUGGCAGAGCUGGUGCAGCACUACACGGGCCAGCAUGGGGGCCCACUUCGCGAGCGCAGCGGGGCCCCCGUGGAGCUACGGCACCCGCUGGGCUGCCAGGACCCCACAUCAGAGCGCUGGUACCAUGGGCACCUGUCUGGCAAGGAGGCCGAGAAGCUGCUGAUGGAGAAGGGACGUCCGGGCAGCUUCCUGGUGCGAGAGAGUCAGAGCAAACCCGGAGACUUUGUGCUGUCGGUGCUGACUCAGGAGCUGGACAAAUUGCAGGGCGUGGACCGCCGGGCCCGGGUCACCCACAUCAUGAUCCGCUUCCAGUCAGACGGGAAGUACGACGUGGGCGGUGGAGAGCGGUUCGACACCCUUCGAGAGCUGGUUGAGCACUACAGGAAGAACCCCAUGGUGGAGAAGUCAGGGGCCGUGGUGCACCUCAAGCAGCCCCUCAAAGCCACGAGGAUCGCUGCUGAGAGCAUCGAGAGCCGUGUGCGGGAGCUCAGCGCAGCCGCAGACGCCAGCGAGAAGGCCAAGCAGGGCUUCUGGGAGGAGUUCGAGAUGCUGCAGCAGCAGGAGUGCCGGCUCCUGUACCCCCGGAAGGAGGGACAGCGGCCAGAGAACAAGCCCAAGAAUCGCUACAAGAACAUCCUUCCCUUUGAUACCACCCGUGUCAUCCUGCGUGACGUGGACGACAGCGUGCCUGGAGCCGACUAUAUUAACGCCAACUACAUCAGGAGUGACCCAGAGGAGAAGCCAGGCCAUGAACGGGGCAAGGUGUACAUUGCCACACAGGGCUGUCUGCAGACCACGGUGGCUGCCUUCUGGGCCAUGGUGUACCAGGAGAACACGCAUGUCAUUGUCAUGACCACCAGGGAGGUGGAGCGAGGCCGGAACAAGUGUUUCCGGUAUUGGCCAGAGCUGCAUGGCAGCCAAGAGUAUGGCCACGUGCACGUGAGCAAUGUGGCUGAGCGCCAGGCCCAGGGUUACUGCGUGCGGGAGCUGCAGGUGUGGCAGCCAGACCAGGAGGAGCCGCCGCGCACGGUCAAGCACUACCAGUACUUCAGCUGGCCGGACCACGGGGUCCCGGCCGAGCCCGCCGGUGUCCUCGGCUUCCUGGAUGAGGUGAACCGGGCCCAGAGCAGCGUGCCGGAGGCGGGGCCCAUGGUGGUGCACUGCAGGACCCCGGAGGCGGCGGGCGGCGUGUACCAGAAGCUGCCGCGCUCGAGGCCGCGCAGACUCGCGCGGGGGGUGGGGGUGCGGCCGCGGAGACUGCGCGUUAGCCUGCGUGCGGCAUCAGUGACCAGGGACACGAGUGUCGUCUGCACCCGACGUGACUGUAGCCAGCAGUGUUCGUGCCCGGCUCCCCUGCGUCCACUCUUCAGCCCUGCCCAAAACAGGGUGCUCUGGCCUGCCAGGCGGUGA